Messenger RNA from Pseudoliparis swirei, 1674 nucleotides. It is a transcript of the gene gabra4, whose product is annotated as gamma-aminobutyric acid type A receptor subunit alpha4. Gene Ontology annotation, molecular function: transmitter-gated monoatomic ion channel activity involved in regulation of postsynaptic membrane potential; GABA-gated chloride ion channel activity; inhibitory extracellular ligand-gated monoatomic ion channel activity. Lineage: Eukaryota; Metazoa; Chordata; Actinopteri; Perciformes; Liparidae. The record is from RefSeq and is a predicted model, not a curated record. Gene Ontology annotation, cellular component: dendrite membrane; synapse; postsynapse. Gene Ontology annotation, biological process: monoatomic ion transmembrane transport; synaptic transmission, GABAergic; signal transduction. Bases 1 to 1674 code for a protein of 557 amino acids. The transcript is spliced from 9 exons.
AUGGUUUCUGCCCAGAAGAAGAAGGAGCCGGCCACAGCGAUGUGGCCCGCGUGGAUCCGGACCCUCCUCUACUUUUUCUGUUUGGCCACUUGUGUGAAGAAAAUCUCUGGACAGACAAAAAAGGAUGAAAGGAUCUAUCCGGAGAAUUUUACUCGCAUUCUGGACCGACUUCUGGACGGCUACGACAACAGGCUGCGACCGGGAUUCGGGGAAUCCGUGACGGAGGUCAAGACGGACAUUUAUGUGACCAGUUUCGGGCCCGUCUCGGAUGUUGAAAUGGAGUACACGAUGGACGUGUUCUUUCGGCAGACGUGGGUGGACCGGAGGCUGAUGUACGAGGGGUCCAUCGAGAUCCUGCGGCUGAACAACCUGAUGGUGACCAAAGUGUGGACGCCGGACACCUUCUUCAGGAACGGCAAGAAGUCCGUGGCUCACAACAUGACGGCCCCCAACAGGCUCUUCCGCAUCAUGAAGAACGGCACCAUCCUGUACACCAUGAGGUUGACCAUCAGAGCCCAGUGUCCCAUGAAGCUUGUGAACUUCCCCAUGGAUGGACAUGCGUGCCCCCUCAAAUUUGGAAGCUAUGCUUAUCCAAAAACAGAGAUCAUCUACACGUGGACCAAAGGGCCUCAGCAUUCCGUGGUGGUCCCUCCCGAGUCCUCCAGUCUCGUUCAGUACGAUCUCAUCGGACAGACGGUCUCCAGCGAAACCAUUAAAUCCAUCACAGGUGAAUACGUGGUGAUGACGGUCUACUUUCACCUGAAACGUAAAAUGGGCUACUUCAUGAUCCAGACGUACAUCCCCUGCAUCAUGACAGUCAUCCUCUCCCAAGUGUCCUUCUGGAUAAAUAAAGAAUCGGUCCCGGCGCGCACAGUCUUCGGCAUCACCACGGUCCUCACCAUGACGACGCUCAGCAUCAGCGCCCGCCACUCCCUUCCCAAGGUCUCCUACGCCACCGCCAUGGACUGGUUCAUCGCCGUCUGCUUCGCCUUCGUCUUCUCCGCCCUCAUCGAGUUCGCCGCCGUGAACUACUUCACCAACGCGCAGAUGGAGCGCGCCAAGAAGAAGCCGGCCAAGUGUCCCCCGGUGCCCCAAACCACGCCCGUCAAGGUCAAGGACACGGGGGAAGCGCUGCAGAUUCCCGACAGCAACGGCAACCUGAGAAAGCGAAUGAAUUAUAUCUCCCACCAAGAGGCCAGCAGCCACCAGAGAGCCACGUCCACCACCAACAUGUCGGGGGUUGGCCGAGCGAGAGUGCUACGACCUUUGGUCGGCGGGGUCAACGGCGGCUCCUCCGCCCUCUCGCGCUCCGGCCCCAAGUCCGAGAGCCUCCUCAGCGUGGCCUCCUCCUCGGCUCAGCUGGUGAACAUCGCGCCGCCGCAGGCUGCGGCGUCCACGCCGGACGUAAUGGCGGCGACGCCGUGCAAGCAGGACGCCGACUCAUCGUCCCUGCAGCAUCUGCUGGGGCCCAAGCUGGAGCGCAUCCACAUGAUGGGGAACAGGCUGGAGCCCAAGCAGACGCCGUGCUCCCAGCCCACCGCCGCCGGCAUGGGAGGAACCAGCAAAAUUGACAAGUACGCUCGGAUCCUGUUCCCAGUGUCCUUCGGGGCUUUUAACAUGGUCUACUGGGUGGUCUACCUGUCAAAGGACACAAUGGUGGCGACAGGUGGCUAG